AUGGGUUCCGGUUCAAGUCGUAAGAAAAAAGUCGACAGACAAACUCAAGUUUCAUCAGCACCAACAAGAGAUAGAAGCCGAACUCCUUCACCUCCAUUGGUAAUAAGAAAUACACAUCAUAGUCAAAGACCACGUUCAUCUCAUCCAUCACCAUGGUUAUCGAAAACACAUACACAAAGUUUACUAUCAAAUUCAAAUUUAGGACAAUACGAAUCAAUAUGGGAACGAGAUGGAAAGUUAUCAUCAAAAUUUCAAGAAUUAAUUAAAUCCGGCUUAACAACUAUUGAACAUGAUCAAAAAGAAACGCAUCACAAAGAAUUAGUAACAACACAUUCAAGUAAAUAUGAAUCAGCUGAAGUUCAAUCAACAUUAACAAGUCAAUUUGACUCAAUUCAUAAUUUAUCAACAUCAGAAAGAUUAGAUACAUUAAUGGUUAAUUUAAAACAAACUCAUGCAAAUUUUGAUGAAAUAGUUCAACAUCGAAUUCAACAAGUAACAUUAGAGACAGAAUCACUUCUUGCACGAAUUGUUAAAGAAACUGAAAAACUUCAACAAGAUUUAUUAAUUCAAGCUAAAGAACAACAAACUAUUGAAGAUGAACAAUACAGAUUAUUAUUAGAAGAAUUUAUUGCCAAAUUAGAUGAAAAAAGAGCUAAACAAUUAGCUUUUAUACAAGAACAACUUAAACAACAACGUUUACAAAUAUUUAAUGACUCUCAAAUUAGAAUUCGUGCUGUUAGUGAACAAGCAAAUUUAGUUAAAAAUCAAAUUAUGUCCGAAGAAGAAAGAAAAGCUUCAGAAAAAGUUGAUUCUAUUGUUAAUGAAAUAAAUUCUACAUCAACUGAUUCAGCAAUUCAACAGAUGAGUACACAAAUAAAAACACAAAUUAAUUUAACUGUUUAUGAAAAAGUUGGCUCGAAUAAAUCUGAAAAUGAUGUUCAUAGUGAUGAAAAUGAUCAAAAAAUAGUUAUAAAAAGAACAAAAGUUAUUUCUAUUCAAGCUUAA
This is a messenger RNA of Rotaria sp. Silwood2, 1005 nucleotides long. NCBI's taxonomy places the organism in Eukaryota, Metazoa, Rotifera, Eurotatoria, Philodinida, Philodinidae. The record is from the annotation of a GenBank genome assembly.